Messenger RNA from Sinocyclocheilus rhinocerous, 284 nucleotides. Its product is annotated as UDP-glucose:glycoprotein glucosyltransferase 2-like. Lineage: Eukaryota; Metazoa; Chordata; Actinopteri; Cypriniformes; Cyprinidae. Gene Ontology annotation, biological process: ERAD pathway. The annotation marks the transcript as partial. The record is from RefSeq and is a predicted model, not a curated record. Gene Ontology annotation, molecular function: UDP-glucose:glycoprotein glucosyltransferase activity. Gene Ontology annotation, cellular component: endoplasmic reticulum. The transcript has 3 exons.
UGAGUUCAUCAGAGAGGAUGGUGAAGAGAAGUUCUGGCAGUUUGUCGAUACUGUGAAGGAGUUAACUGUUUACAAAAAUGGAGAGUCUGUCCGCUCAUAUUAUAACCUGAUCAUCAAGAAGGCUGGGCAGUUUUUGACAGAUCUUCAGGUCAACCAGCUGAAGCUGUCUAUGUCUCUCAGGGCUUACUCACCGGCUGUGCAUGCUUUCCAACAAAUAGCAAGUGAUGAACCUCCUCCUGAUGGCUGCACUGCUUUUGUGGUUGUUCACGGUCAAAAUGCCUGCA